UCAACUAUACAGCUAGCUGCAUAUGUGGGACUGAACAUUUAUAUUAACCGCUUGUUUUACUUGACAGAGAAUCGUUUCGAAAUAUGGACCAUAAUGGCCUUCCUGGUCAGAUGAUCUUGAAAGUUUACCUUAGCAACAGCCCAGACACAUUGUCCGAUGUGCCCAUCACCCCUGAGACGAGAUGCCGUGAUGUGGUGGAGCUCUGCAGGGAAGCAGGAGAGGUCCAUUGUCAUCUGGCAGAGCUCUGGAGAGGAUGUGAACGUCCCAUUGACGAUGAAGAGAAGAUCUAUGAUAUUCUGCAGCAGUGGGGAAUUCAUCGCAAUGAGGUCAAGUUUUUCUUGAGGCAUGAAGGAGCCAACGCGGAUGAACAAGGUAUGAAUAUUAUAUUUCAAGUUCUAUUAUUCUUUGUCUCUCAAAUUAAAAUUACUAUGUAUGUUGCCUUUGAAAAUGGUAUUGGCUGAUGGGAACCGUUACCGUACUAUUGUCAUCACAUGUGGCAAAAUUAACAAAAAAGUAAGUUUUUAA
Molecule: messenger RNA, 525 nt
Organism: Lytechinus pictus (painted urchin)
Lineage: Eukaryota; Metazoa; Echinodermata; Echinoidea; Temnopleuroida; Toxopneustidae
Product: apoptosis-stimulating of p53 protein 1-like
Exons: 3
Coding region: 84-461 (125 amino acids)
Biological process (GO): signal transduction; regulation of apoptotic process
Cellular component (GO): nucleus
Molecular function (GO): p53 binding
Source: RefSeq, a predicted model, not a curated record